Labrus bergylta (ballan wrasse) is the source of this 1347-nucleotide messenger RNA. Its product is annotated as serine/threonine-protein kinase NIM1. Gene Ontology annotation, molecular function: tau-protein kinase activity; protein serine/threonine kinase activity; ATP binding. Gene Ontology annotation, cellular component: cytoplasm. NCBI's taxonomy places the organism in Eukaryota, Metazoa, Chordata, Actinopteri, Labriformes, Labridae. The record is from RefSeq and is a predicted model, not a curated record. Gene Ontology annotation, biological process: intracellular signal transduction; protein phosphorylation; microtubule cytoskeleton organization.
AUGAAGGAUCCACAACUCACAGGUCUCAAAACGCGGCUAUGGCCCAAACAGAAAGCGAGCAAAAAGUCCAAAGAAGACGCUCCAAAGGUAGAAAAGACAGAGCGGCCUCAGGUCUCUACACCCAUACGUACCGUCCCACAGCUGACUGAAGCAGAGAAGAGGAGGCUGUCAGCAUUUGAGAGGGUCGUCUACGACAUGGCCCACAACGAGAAGACCGUCAACGACCUGAUGCUUGGUCGACGAGUAGGCUUCUACGAGCUGCGUGGAGAGAUCGGACAGGGAAAUUUCUCUACAGUGAGGCUAGGCAUCCAUGACUUAACGAAAGAGAGAGUAGCUGUCAAAGUGGUAGAAAAAGUGCGCCUGGACAACAGGCGCCAGCCGAUGACAUCCUUGGAGAUCAGCUGCAUGGAGAAGCUGUGUCACCCCAACAUAGUGCGACUGUACGAGGUGUUUGAGACCAGCAGGAAGCUAUAUCUGGUGAUGGAGUAUGGCAGCGGUGGAGACCUGUUCUCUCGAAUCUCCACCAGGGGGAGACUCAAUGACCUGGAAACUAAGAUGGUCUUUGCACAAGUUAUUGCUGCUGUUAAACACAUGCAUGACAACAAAAUCGUCCACAGAGACAUCAAGGCAGAGAACAUCUUCUACACCACCAGCUACUGCAUCAAGGUUGGAGACUUUGGCUUCAGCACAGAGUGCAGUUCGAAUGAGCUCCUCACCAGCUUCUGUGGCUCUCCGCCGUACGCUGCUCCUGAACUGUUUAAAGAUAAAGGUUUUGUUGGAUACCAUUCAGACACCUGGGCUUUAGGUAUUCUCUUAUAUUUCAUGGCGACGGCCACUAUGCCCUUUUUUGGGGACAACAUGAGCAGGCUGAAGCGGUGCAUCCUUCAGGGGUCCUACAGUAUCCCUACUUAUGUGCCUGACUCCUGUGAGCUGGUCAUUAAGGGAAUGCUGCGGCCUGUGCCCUCUGAGCGUUCCUCUCUCACACAGAUCCAAAACAGCGCUUGGUUGCAAGGGCUCGAGUACCCUCUCCCGUACGUCUCUCUGCCCCUCUCCCCUUCCCACUUUGCUUUGGACAACCACACUCUGAGUGUGGAGGAGCAGGAGGUGAAAUCUUUGCUCUCAGAGCUGGGUAUAAUGACUGUUCAUUUCCAAAAUAAUCACUGCAAGGACUGUAGGAGCCCACUGACCGGAACCUACCGGAUCCUUCUCCAUCGGGUCCAGAAGAAGAGGACGGUGGAGGCUGUAGGUUAUUCAUCACUUCACCCUGAUGACUAUGAGGGUCCAGGGAGGUGGUCUGUAGCAUCUAUGGACAAACACACUCCCACUGCUGUGUGUACAAUACUCUAA